Molecule: messenger RNA, 999 nt
Organism: Colletotrichum karsti
Lineage: Eukaryota; Fungi; Ascomycota; Sordariomycetes; Glomerellales; Glomerellaceae
Product: nitrilase family protein
Exons: 1
Coding region: 1-999 (332 amino acids)
Biological process (GO): L-glutamine metabolic process; oxaloacetate metabolic process
Cellular component (GO): mitochondrion
Molecular function (GO): omega-amidase activity
Source: RefSeq, a predicted model, not a curated record
AUGCGCCUCGCCCUCCGAACCCUCCGCACCUUAACAACAACCGCCUUCAAACCCUCCUCCCAGCGCUUCGUUCCCUUCCGCAAAAUGGCCACCUCCGCCGCCGCAUCCUCCCCGGUGCUCAAGCAGCCCGUCAAGCUGGCCUGCAUCCAGCUCGCCUCGGGCGCCGACAAGACCGCGAACCUCGCCAACGCGCGCACCAAGGUCCUCGAGGCCGCCAACGCCGGCGCGAAAAUCGUCGUCCUCCCCGAGUGCUUCAACUCCCCCUACGGAUGCGACUACUUCCCAAAGUACGCCGAGACCCUCCUCCCCUCGCCCCCGACCAGGGACCAGUCCCCCUCCUACCACGCGCUGUCGGCCAUGGCCUCCGAGAGCGGCGCCUACCUCGUCGGCGGCUCCAUCCCGGAGCUCGACGCCGACACGGGCAAGUUCUACAACACGAGCCUCGUCUUCUCCCCCAAGGGCGACCUCCUCGCGAGCCACCGCAAGGUCCACCUCUUCGACAUCGACAUCCCCGGCAAGAUCACCUUCCGCGAGUCCGAGGUCCUCAGCCCCGGCGACGCCGUCACCGUCGUCGACCUGCCCGAGUACGGCCGCAUCUCCGUCGCCAUCUGCUACGACAUCCGCUUCCCGGAGCUCGCCAUGAUCGCCGCGCGCAGGGGCUGCUUCGCGCUCGUGUACCCCGGCGCCUUCAACCUCACGACGGGGCCGAUGCACUGGCGGCUGCUGGGCCAGGGCCGCGCCGUGGACAACCAGAUCUACGUCGCCAUGUGCAGCCCGGCGAGGGACACGAAGGCGACCUACCACGCGUGGGGACACAGCUUGGUGAUCGACCCGAUGGCCAACGUGAUGGUCGAGGCGGAGGAGAAGGAGACGACGGUCACGGUGCAGCUGGACGGUGCCAAGAUCGAGGAGGCGAGGAGGAAUAUCCCGAUCAACACGCAGAGGCGGUUCGACGUGUACCCGGACGUCAGCCGGGCCAAGGUUGACGAGAAGGCAUGA